AUGAAAGCAAUCGCUCGUACGCCAAUGCGCGUUCCAAAAACACCACGAGCUGCGCAGGCGCCAGCAACUACAGAUAAGCGUCGCGAUUUGUCGGGCAAGCCGCAGGAUCCAGUCAAUGUGUUCUGCAGAGUGCGUCCACUGCAAUCGGAUGCGGAUCUGACAUGUAUGCGCGUAAAGAACAACAACACAAUUACAGUAAACACACAGGAUCAGCUGACUCAUCACAAGCAAAACGGCGCGCAACGCGAGAUACAGUACAUCUUCAAGCACGUUUUUCAGCACGAUGCUUCGCAGCAGGAUGUGUUCACAGCCGUUGCGUUGCCUUUGGUGGAUAAUUUAGUACGCGGUCGGAAUAGCUUACUCUUCACUUAUGGCGUCACAGGCAGUGGCAAAACGUAUACGAUGACAGGCAACUCCAGGCAUCGCGGCAUUAUGCCACGUUGUCUGGAUGUACUCUUUCGCACUAUAUCCGACUAUCAAGCAAAGAAGUUUGUGUUUAAGCCAGACAGAUUAAAUGGCUUUGAAAUCUUAUCAGAGGAGGAUGCAUUACUUGAGCGUCAGCUUGAGAUGAAUCAGCGUUUUGCAGGUUCAGGACGCUUUGGAUUUAGGCGUAAGGAAUCAGAUCCAGAAAUAGCUUCGCAGGCAUCUGUUGAGCCGACGCCGCUAAAUGUACUCGAGGAGGACAACAUGUACUCUGUGUUUAUUACCUAUGUGGAGAUGUACAAUAACAGUGUGUAUGAUCUGCUCGAAGAUUCUGGCAUACAGAAGUCCUUGCAAUGCAAAAUUAUACGUGAGGAUGCCAAUCAUCAGAUGUUUGUGCAUGGUGUUACCGAAGUGGAAGUAAAGACAGUGGACGAGGCAUUGGAGGUAUUCCAAAUGGGUCAGAAGCGCAAGCGCAUGGGUCAUACUGUACUCAAUGCAGAGUCCAGUCGAAGUCAUUCUGUGUUCAAUAUACGUCUGGUGCAGGCGCCUACGGACUGCCAGGGCGAACAUGUAGUGCAGGAUAAGCGAACAAUAACCGUAAGCCAACUGUCACUGGUGGAUUUGGCGGGCAGUGAACGCUCGUCACGUACCAAAAAUACUGGCGUGCGUUUGCGCGAAGCUGGCAACAUUAAUAAUUCCUUAAUGACACUGCGCACCUGCCUGGAGUACUUAAGAGAAAACCAACAGCUAGCACCCAACCUAGCCAAGAAAAUUCCCUACCGUGAUUCCAAGAUAACGCAUAUGUUUAAGAACUACUUUGACGGCGAGGGUCAGGUAUCAAUGAUUGUUUGCAUUAAUCCACGUAUGGAGGAUUACGAUGAGAAUAUGCAAGUGAUGAAGUUUGCUGAAAUGACGCAGGAGGUGCAAAUAGCACGUGCUACGCCCAUGAAAACAGAUUUGGGCUUUACGCCAGGACGCCGCAAGGCUAACAAGCUAUUUAAAAUUGCUGUCAACAAUCUCAAUGAAUUGGGCAUACCCGAGGCCAAGCAGCUUGAUGUGGAUGUGGGUUUGGUAUACAGUCUAGGACCAGACUUUCCCAACUACUCCAUGGAUAGUCCAGAGGCGGACAGCAAAAUACAGGAGCUUAUGCACUAUUUGGAGCAGCGCAUUGAGAAGCGUCGUAAAUUGCGCUCCAACAUGGAUAUUAAAUGUGACAAUUUCCGUCAAACACUUAUGAAUAUGGAUCGCGAUAAUCUUCAGCUGCGCACAGAGUUAGCUUCACUCAAAGUUGUCUAUCAGCAAGAGCGUGAGCGCAGUGCCGCUCUGGAGAAUAAGGUGCGCAUACAUGAGAGCUCCAUUGAUGUGCUCAAUAAUACGGUGAGCAAGCGCGAGCGCAAGAUACAAGAGCUAACGCUAAAGUUAUCCGAGCAAGAGCAUUUGGUCAAUCAAAAGGAAGAAGAAAAGGAGAAGCAAAAGAAAAAAUUCAACUCUAAAUUGGCGGUUGAGUCGGAUAAGAACAAACGCGAGUUUGAUUUAAAGCUGCGUGAGCAACGUGCUAAAAUGCAGGAGCGCAUGCGCAUUAAGGACGAGAAGCUACGCUUAGUGUCCAACAUUCUGCAGUCGGAGGAUGUGCCCAGUUUGCCGCGCUCCCAAAGCUCAGAGGACCUGCUGAACGAGAAGGAGCGUGCAGGCACAACUGGUGUCUUCACCGCACGUACAGAGUCCUCAGUGCCGGCCACAACACGCACAGAUGUUUACUGCACACCUAGUCGACAUGGCAUGGCUGUGGCAAACAAUCGGCAUCGCCGCUCGCGAUCCGCUGGAGACAAGUGGCUUGAGCAUCGUGCUGCUAAUCCGGUACCUCUGGGCACCAUUAUGCAGCCGUAUCUGAAGAACCGCAAGUCGGUUACAAAGCUAACAGACAUGAAGGAAUUAACUGGACAUGGCGCCACUAAAUAUUGCCUCGUAUCGCAAGAGGCUGACACGGAUGGCGAUGUGGAAACUAAACUGUACAAAGGCAAUGUGAUUCCCACCUGUGGUGGUGGUGCGCAAGUCGUCUUUAACGAUGUCGAAUGUCUGAAGCAAAAGUCGCCAGUGCAUUCACCCACACGCAAGCGUCCAAGCAAUGGCAAUCUGUCCACAUCGGCUUUUGGCGGCCCAUUGCCCAGCAGCGUCAUUACUUCCGUCCAAGAUGUUGCUUCUCGUUGCACUAUGGGCAUCGAGGGACACAACAGUAAGAAGUCGAAAAUGUAAAAUAUCGAUGAAAACUAUAAAUAUUAUCAAGUGUUUAAAGGAAAUUAAUUAAUUAGUAUUAAGUACCAAUUACAAUAUUACACAUGAAUUGUAACCGCGACUGAAGCGACUUGUUUUGUGUUUAUGC
Molecule: messenger RNA, 2803 nt
Organism: Drosophila busckii
Lineage: Eukaryota; Metazoa; Arthropoda; Insecta; Diptera; Drosophilidae
Gene: pav
Product: kinesin-like protein KIF23
Exons: 6
Coding region: 1-2676 (891 amino acids)
Biological process (GO): microtubule-based movement
Cellular component (GO): microtubule; kinesin complex; nucleus
Molecular function (GO): microtubule binding; microtubule motor activity; ATP binding
Source: RefSeq, a predicted model, not a curated record